AUGAAUGAAUUUCUCGAUAAAUAUGGAACCGAUACAACCACAAACUUUCAACUUAUGAGAUGGGCGAAUGAGUUAAAUAUAUCACCGUUUUAUUAUUGUAUGAGAGAUGAAAUAAAUAAUCUCAAAUAUAAGAAAGAAACUAAAAAACCUAACACUACAGCAUGGAUAAAUAAAGCAAAACCUUAUUUUGUGGAACAAAUUGGAGACACACCUCAAGGUGAUUUAGAUAUGAAUAAUUUUACCAUAACUAAUUUAAAGUUACCAGAAUAUGAUAAUGAUGCUGUUCACAAGAAAUAUUUAAUGGAUCAAUUAAAUUUAAUUGAAGUAAAUAAAGAACAUUUAAAAGAAAGAAUAAAUGAUGUGAAAAAAUUCUUCAAACGACAAAUGAAUAAUAAAGAUUUUAUUGAUGAUACUAAAUUACGACAAGAAGUAACAAGUUUGAAAAGUUUUAUUCAACAACAAUUACUUAAUGUAGUAGAUAAAACUCAAUUACAACCUUUAAGUUCAUUAAUAUCUAAUUUAGAUGAUAAGAUUACAAAACAAAAAGUAGAUCUUAAACAACUAAUAGUCAAUAUUAAUCCAGGUAUAAGUGAAGAUAAAUUAACAACAUUAGAAACUAAACUUAUUGAUAAUAGUGAAAUACAAAAACAAAUAGUUGGUAUUAAACAACAAUUACUUAAUGUAGUAGAUAAAACUCAAUUAGAAAAUUUAAAAUCAUUAAUAUCUAAAUUAGAUGAUAAGAUAACAAAACGUGUUAUUUUCAAAUAUUAUCAAGGCUGUUUCCAAUAA
Lottia gigantea (owl limpet) is the source of this 789-nucleotide messenger RNA. RefSeq lists its product as hypothetical. Bases 1 to 789 code for a protein of 262 amino acids. The record is from RefSeq and is a predicted model, not a curated record. Lineage: Eukaryota; Metazoa; Mollusca; Gastropoda; Lottiidae. The transcript is spliced from 2 exons.